Molecule: messenger RNA, 906 nt
Organism: Ogataea haglerorum
Lineage: Eukaryota; Fungi; Ascomycota; Pichiomycetes; Pichiales; Pichiaceae
Exons: 1
Coding region: 1-906 (301 amino acids)
Biological process (GO): protein peptidyl-prolyl isomerization
Cellular component (GO): nucleus
Molecular function (GO): RNA binding; peptidyl-prolyl cis-trans isomerase activity
Source: RefSeq, a predicted model, not a curated record
AUGAGCGUCCUGUUGGAGACCAAUGCUGGCAAUCUGGUGAUCGACCUUUUCGUGAACAGCGCCCCCACCGAGUCCAGGACGUUUAUUGCUCUCUGUCUGAGCAAAUUCUACCACUACUCGCCGUUUGUGAACGUGCGCAAAAACGUCGCCGUGGACUCUGGCAACCCGCACUUUCCAGACCCCAUUGUUGCUCCGCAACCAGAUAAAUUUAUAGACUUCACGCCAUCAUCUAAUUUCAAUCCAGGCAAACUGGGCGAGGUGCUGUUUACCUCCAACGGGGACAAGUUCGGCCCGGAAUUCUUCAUUUCUCUCGGCCCUGCGACGGACAAGUGCGGAUACGUCUUUGGAACCAUUGGCGAGGGUUUCACCACAUUGGAGUACAUCAACAACUGCGUGCUCGACGAGGCCGGCCGUCCGCUCAAAGAUGUUCGGAUUCUGCACACUUUUGUGCUCGACGACCCGUUCUCGCUACUGUUCGAAGCGCCUCCUAGCCCGUACCCUACACAGAAACAAAUCGACUCGUUCAGACUGCUCGUGGACGAAAGUGCUCUCGAAGACAUCAAGGCGGAGUCACAUGCUCUCACGCUGGAAGUGCUGGGCGACCUGCCGUCGGCAAAAAUUCAGCCCAGCGAGAAAGUGCUAUUUAUCUGCAAGCUGAAUCCGGUCACCACGGAGGACGACUUGCGCCUGAUUUUCCAGCGCUUUGGACAAAUCACGUCCGUUGAAGUUAUCAGAGACAGGGUUACCGGCCACUCGCUGUGCUACGGGUUCAUUGAGUUCACCAACAAGUCGGCCGUGGAGCGGGCGUACCGCAAAAUGGAGGGUGCUAUUAUUGACGAUAGAAAAGUCCAUGUCGACUUUUCGCAGAGCACGAAGCGCAAACGAAAUAGAAACGAUUCUACAUAG